Vittaforma corneae ATCC 50505 is the source of this 729-nucleotide messenger RNA. RefSeq lists its product as uncharacterized. Gene Ontology annotation, cellular component: membrane. Gene Ontology annotation, biological process: water transport; transmembrane transport. The coding region runs from base 1 to 729 and encodes 242 amino acids. The transcript has a single exon. NCBI's taxonomy places the organism in Eukaryota, Fungi, Microsporidia, Nosematidae. The record is from RefSeq and is a predicted model, not a curated record. Gene Ontology annotation, molecular function: water channel activity.
AUGAGAAUUAAUAAAGCAUUUCUUCAGAGUCUUUUGGCUGAAUGCGUGUGUACGUUUAUAUUUGGAUAUGCCAUAUACUCUACAUCACUAAAUGUAAAAGGCCCUGAAGUCACUUCUUCGGAUGUAUUUGUCCCACUUGCCGUAGGGUUUUCAGGUAUAGUUGUAAUAUACACUUUCUUGGAUCAUACCAUUUGCCAUUUUAACCCAGCGAUCACACUGUCCGCAAUUCUGACCUUUAAACUGCCAAUCAUUGCUGGUCUGUGCUACAUUAUUGCUCAGGAAAUAGGGUUUAUUCUUGCUGCUUGUGUUGCUAAAGUGAACUUCUCGUUAGGGUGGAAGGAGACAAUGGAUUUAAUAUCGCCAGGUCGUGUAAAUCCAGAUGUAAGCAAUACAUCUCUGUUUUUCACUGAAUUUACGUUAACUGCCAUUUUGGUGUUUGUAGCUUUUGAAAAUGGUAUAAACUCACGAAGAAACCCAGAAGUUUCUCUCUAUGGUGACAAGCCACAGGUUGAUAGAAGUAUUGUUGUUCCACUUACAAUAGGUCUGACUCUUGGUUUCUUAGCAUUCCUUGCUGGCACCACGUCAGGAGGUGCCUUCAAUCCGGGUUUAAUAUUUGCGCCAAACUUACUUGGAAACACAUGGAAUAGCGAUGCCUGGGAAUAUUACGUUGGUGAGUUCACGGGUGGCCUUUUAGGUGCAUUAAUUCAAGUUUGGCUACUCUUUAAGUAA